AUGUUGAGGGUUGCUGCUAGAUCUGCAAUAUGCAAUGGUGCGAGACGGCUGGCGAUGAGGCCGCAGGUGACUGCGUCCCUGCUGAGGCUGGCGACCGGGGGAGCGAGGACAGCUCUUCCACAGGUGAUGUACCGUUAUCCAGCGAGUACGAGGUGCUACGUUCAGUUACGAACGGAUCCGAAUCAGAAGAGUUUUUUGAAGCAGUAUGCGACGGAUUUGACCAGUUUGGCAAAGGAGGGCAAACUGGACCCAAUCAUCGGUAGGGAUGAGGAGAUCUCGAGGGCAAUCCAGAUCCUGUCCCGGAGGACCAAAAACAAUCCUAUCGUCAUUGGGCGUGCUGGGGUGGGGAAAAGUUCUCUUGUGGAGGGGCUCGCGCAGCGGAUCGUCCGCGGGGAGGUCCCUGAGUCCCUGAAGGGGAAAUCGCUGUACAACUUGGAAUUGAGUUCACUGAUCGCUGGUGCGAAGUACAGGGGUGAGUUCGAGGAGAGGCUCAAGGGUGUGCUCGACGACGUCGACGAGAAUGUCAUCAUGUUUAUAGAUGAGGUGCAUAUGCUUUUGGGGCUCGGGUCCGACGGGAAGGGUGCCAUGGACGCGUCGAAUAUUUUGAAGCCCAGGCUCGCAAAGGGAUUGCGUUGUAUCUCUGCGACUACACUCGACGAGUUUAAGAUCAUUGAGAAGGAUCCAGCACUUGCUAGAAGGUUUCAACCGAUUAUCUUGAAUGAACCAUCCGUCGCGGACAGUAUUUCGAUCUUGAGAGGGUUGAAGGAGAGGUACGAGGUACACCACGGGGUGAGGAUCACUGACGCUGCACUGGUGUCUGCCGCGGUGUUGUCGAACAGGUACAUCAACGACAGAUUCCUCCCAGACAAAGCGAUCGACCUUGUUGAUGAAGCGUGUGCAGUUUUGAGGUUGCAACACGAGUCGAAACCGGAUGAGAUCCAGAAACUGGACAGGCAGAUAAUGACUAUUCAGAUCGAGUUGGAGUCCCUAAAGAAGGAGACGGAUCCAAUCUCCUUGGAGAGGAAGGAGAAGCUUCAAAAAGAUUUGAACUUGAAGAACGAUGAGUUGCAAAGACUGACCACCAUUUGGGAUAAAGAAAAAUUGGAGAUCGAGUCUAUCAAGACAUCGAAGGCGGAUCUGGAGAAAGCCAGGAUUGAACUCGAACAAGCACAGAGAAGCGGCGAUUACACGAAGGCCUCCAGAUUGAGGUACGCCACAAUCCCGGAAUUGGAGAAGAAGAUCGAACUAAAUAAGAAGAAGGAGAGCGGUAGUGAACCGCAGGAAAACUUGCUCCACGAUUCGGUGACCUCCGAUGAUAUAUCGAAAGUCGUUGCGAGAAUGACGGGGAUCCCCAUGGAGACAGUCAUGAAGGGUGACAACGAGAGACUGCUGUACAUGGAGGAUUCAUUGAGAAAACGGGUCGUUGGCCAAGAUGAAGCUAUCCAUGCGAUCUCAGACGCCGUGAGACUACAAAGAGCUGGGUUGACGAGCGAGAAAAGACCCAUUGCAAGUUUUAUGUUUUUGGGUCCCACGGGUACAGGUAAAACGGAGCUAACAAAGGCACUAGCGCAGUUUCUAUUCGACGAUGAAUCCAACGUUAUCAGGUUUGACAUGUCGGAGUUUCAAGAAAAGCAUACCGUGUCCAAACUGAUUGGUGCGCCUCCAGGUUACGUAUUGAGUGAAUCGGGGGGGCAAUUGACUGAAGCUGUCAGACGUAAACCGUACGCCGUGGUGUUGUUUGAUGAGUUCGAGAAGGCGCACCCAGACGUCUCGAAAUUGUUACUGCAAGUUCUAGAUGAGGGUAAACUGACGGAUUCGUUGGGCCACCGCGUUGAUUUCCGGAAUACAAUUAUUGUUAUGACAUCGAAUAUUGGCCAGGAUAUCCUACUAUCGGACGACACGGUUGGUGAGGGCAAGAAUGGCUCUGAUACGGGGAAAAUUAACUCCAAAGUAAAGGAGAAAGUCAUAAACAAGAUGAAGAAGGAAUACCCUCCUGAAUUCAUCAACCGUAUUGACGAUAUCAUCGUGUUCAACAGGCUCUCCAAAAAAGUGUUGAGGUCCAUUGUAGAUAUCAGAGUGGGCGAAGUGCAAGAAAGACUGAAUGAAAAAAGGAUGAAGCUGGACUUGUCCUUGGAGGCAAAGGAUUGGCUAACAGACCAUGGGUACGAUCAUUUCUACGGUGCAAGACCAUUGAAUAGACUUAUCCACAAGCAGAUAUUGAACACCAUGGCGACUUACAUGCUGAAGGGUCAAAUCAGGCCAGGAGAAACCAUCAAGGUACAUGUAAAUAAAGACAAAGAGCUGGUCGUGGAACCAAACCACGAAGAAGGGACUCCAAUAGAGACCGAGGAGGAGACUUGA
Molecule: messenger RNA, 2361 nt
Organism: Huiozyma naganishii CBS 8797
Lineage: Eukaryota; Fungi; Ascomycota; Saccharomycetes; Saccharomycetales; Saccharomycetaceae
Gene: HSP78
Product: chaperone ATPase HSP78
Exons: 1
Coding region: 1-2361 (786 amino acids)
Biological process (GO): cellular response to heat
Cellular component (GO): cytoplasm; mitochondrial matrix
Molecular function (GO): ATP hydrolysis activity; ATP binding
Source: RefSeq, a predicted model, not a curated record